GCUGGUCACACAGCAGAGGCAUGCCUUCAUCCAGGCGCCGCGCGCGGACGACGCUCUGGCUCGUCGCGAGCAUCGCUGCGGCGGUCGACGUGCGGCGGUGCACGCGGCCGCGGCUUGCACCGCAGCUGCUGUCGCGGCGAGCACUGCCGGGCGCCAUCGCUGCGUGCACGGUCGCGGGGCGCGCCGCGGCCUCCGACCUCCUCGACGUCUGCCCGAACUGCGACCAGCCGAUCGACGCGCUGCCCCUCGCGACGAUCCGCGGCAAGUGGUCCCUCGACGCGCAGUGGGCCGAGGACGGCCUCCCAAGGACGCUGCGCGGCACGGUGGCCUUUCGCUCGCUGGGCGACCCGAACCGCGGCCGCUGCACGUUUUCGUCGGACACGUUGACGGGCUCAGGCUCUUGGGCGGAAAAACCGGCGCGUAUUCGGAAAGGGCAGUUCACGUGGAGUGCGCGCUGGCGCCUGCGGCUCUCGGACGGGACGGUGCUCGCCUUUCGCGGCGACACGUCGACGGGCGCGCCCGAUGAUUUCAUGGAGGUGCGGCGGCCUCCCUCGAUAAAUGACGGCGAAGUCCUGGUCGAGGAGCCGGUCCAGCGCCGCGUCGGGUCCUUCGCGGCGACGCAGGUCGUCUCGUGGCAGGGCUCUGACAGCGAAGAGGCGCGGAUGACCGGCGACUACGGUAGGAAGCCGCUGCGGUGA
Messenger RNA from Pelagomonas calceolata, 698 nucleotides. The record is from the annotation of a GenBank genome assembly. NCBI's taxonomy places the organism in Eukaryota, Pelagophyceae, Pelagomonadales, Pelagomonadaceae.